Molecule: messenger RNA, 3978 nt
Organism: Musa acuminata subsp. malaccensis (wild Malaysian banana)
Lineage: Eukaryota; Viridiplantae; Streptophyta; Magnoliopsida; Zingiberales; Musaceae
Source: RefSeq, a predicted model, not a curated record
AUGGUGGAUCCUUUCCGGUAUGCUUUGGUUUUCUUGAUGCUUUUGUGAUCUUCAAGUGGAUGCAGCUAAAGGUGUCUUUAGAUCUACUUCAUGGCCGCUGUUCUUCACCUCUAUCAGAAAGUGGUAUGUCAACUUCAAUUUCAAUUGGAUGAAAUAAUCUUUCCUUUCUUUAUCAUGUUCAUAUCUUACUACUAUGGCAACUUUAUAUUCUUCUAUUAUUGGUCACCAAGCACUUGCUUCUCACAGCCCACUUAAUUUCUUGUGAUUCACCUGGAUUCUGGUUGUUCAGUCUUCUCAUGCAUCAUUUUUGCUCGUCUUUAUCAAUGUGCAUGUUCCUGCACUUUGGGUUACUUUUUGCAGACCAUCACAUAUAUAAAAUUUUCACUUCUUCACAAUAUUUGGCUACAUCAACCAUAUUAAAUAAUUGAACUCAGUGAUCUGUUUUAGUUGUAUUUUGGACAAGCUCUCCUAUGUUUCUGGUAACCCAAAUUGUUUCCUUUUUCAUAGUUGCAUGAUAUUUUUAUCCAUCAAUGUACAUUCCUCCAUUAGCCUUAUUACAUUUUCCUGCUUCAUUUACAUAAUUCACUGAUACUCGAGAAAAAAAUAAAUAGUCGGUUACAUUUGGCUGCUUUUUUAUGGAAUAAAAUGUCAUGAUGACAUUAAUGACUAGGACUCUAAUUUGUGUUGUGUCUCAUAGUUCAUCCAUUUCAAUGAUAUGAAUGCUUGCAUUAGUAAGGACAACUUGAUCGCUAAAAUCCAAAAUAUGCAUUGUUACCAGGCUUGUCUUGUACCCAUAGAUCUGCUAAGUACUCAGAUCUUAAGUCAGCUGACCUUUGAUAGUUUGGUGUGAUUACUAGGCUUGUCUUGUAUCCUUAGAUCUGCUUAGGACUCUUAAGUUAGCUAACCUUUGAUAAAAUUCUUAGCAUGUUUUUAAGAAAGAUCAAUUUCUAGCAUAAACCUAGGCUUUUCUCUAAGCAGCCACCUAGGCCACCAACCUGUAAGAAUCAAAUGGAAAGAGAUCUUUAAUUUCUUCUCCUAGAUCUACCAGAUCUAGCUAGAAGCUGUCCUGUCUUGUUAUGCUAAUCAAGGAAAAUUCUUCUUUGCAAGCUAGGUUGUUCACUUUUCACAAAUAGAGUAGAAAUUCUAGAGAUCUACCUUUCAGGGCCAGUGUUCAUGACUAACAUCACCUGUGCGUCCUUAUCACACUGUUGCUGAAUUGGUCCCGCUUUAGAGCAUCCAACAAAUUGUCGCACAUAACGGCACAUUUUGAUGCAUGCAUGGUCCACUGACUCCAUCCAUCCUAUUAAAAUACUGUCUGGUAGUCUAAAAGAUUAGAAUAUGAGGUCUGCUUUCUUUUUUCCAUGGUUUUGUCUGCAUCACAUCCCAUCUCAGUAAAUGACAGCUUGUGAUGGACAACAGGAGACAUGUGGGCCUGUUCAGUCGUCCAUAUCUUCCAGCUAAAGUGAGUUCCUCUUCCUCUCAUUCCCUUCCUACUGAUUAUGCUAAGAUCUUGUGGCUUCUUUUCUUUGGACAACAAUACAAACUUAUUUUAUUGCUUCGACUAACUUUUGAUGUUUAGCAUCAUAGGCUCUUUGGUAUUUUCUUUCCUAUCUACUUGUUUAUUCUUUUGUCAGAGUGGUUCUUGUGAGCUUUUCAAAGUCAUUGAUGCCAUGGUGGAGACAUCACACUUGGUGUGUGAUUUUGAGGACCAACAAAAGAAUGUGUCUCAGCCGAACAAAAGAUUAGGUUUAUGUGAACACCACAGGAGCUUCGGUGGCCAGCAUCCAUUUGUUGUCCAAAGGUCACAGUAGUAGGUCAUGAAGUCAAAGCAAAACUCUUUGGAAUGAUUUCCCCGUUCAUGUUCAAAAGUGCGCAAGAAAGGCGUGUUUCCAGUGCUCAAAAUAAUGAUGGGAAUGGGAGACCAAACAUCCAAAUGACAGCACUGGUGGUGGCAGGGAAGUUGCCUAUGGAACCAACUUUCAAAUAGCUGAGGCAGAGAAGUUUGUCCUCUGGGAAUGUAUGGUGGGAACCUGACUCCCACCUUUUCCUGUGCCUUUGUUCAGAAUAUGGCACAACCUUUGCUUUGAACAUAUCAAAGCUAACAUGAGGAGCAACAACAAAUAAAGAAGAAAAAGAAGAUUAGAACAGAAAGUGGAAAGGUCCAGCAGUAGUCAGUGAGAUUCUGACCAAGUGGGGAUAGAACAAAGGAAAAGGUUUCUGGGUGACUCUGUUGUUGAUGGGUAGAGAAAGUAAUAGAUUGUGGAGCCCGCAAGUGAAGAUGCAUAUAAUUGACCCUAAAUGGGAGAAGCACAAACUCACUUGUUAUCUUCUCUUUCCUUUCCUUCUUUCUUUCAAGUCUCUUUCGAAUCCAUUGCUACAUCCCCCUAAAUGAUAUCUAGUAAUUUUGUGACCACCUUUUUUUCUUGCCUUCCAACUUUUUGAGGUCUUGUAAUAAGGGUAUUGGUACUAGAGCAAGUGGACAGUAGUGUAGCUGAGGUUGAUGGGAACAGCAAUGGAUUCACAGGAUGGUUGAUGGAGGGGAAUCAGUUGCACUUAUCUACAUGCACCUUGAUGGGCAUUGGUUCUCUUUCCCUUAUUUUACUUGUUCCCAUUCUUUCAGCCUGGUAGGCAUGACUCAUCAAUAGAGAGAGAGAGAGAGAGAGACUAGGGAACAAAUCUGUCAUCCAUAUCACUGUGAGUGGUAAACAACAAUGCAAGGGGAUCAUGCUUCACUGCUAAUGAAUAGAAAUGCAUGAACAAGUUGUGGUACUGCACUGCUCCCAAAAGUUGAAUGGCUACCUUUUCUGAGCUAAACCACAAUGCUUGAACACUUUUGAGGACCACAAGCAUAAUGCAUGAGCAACUUCUCUGCUGAGAUUGUAGAAAAUGGUUUGAUGCCAUAUUAUUCUCCCUUCAUGUUGCUAUCCAAGUCAUGUUCUUUUAUAUUCUUAUUGUGUAAACCUUUACUUUCUCUCUCUGACUUUUAGGGGGAUGUGCAGAGAUGUGGGAAAGACUACUACGAGAUUUAGAGCAAAAAACAUGCAUGAAAGGGAUGAGCACAGUGCAGUGCUGAACCAGCCGAGCUUGUAUACUUUGCAAAUGGGACUCGUCGCGCCGGUCUCCGGCGCUACAGUUUCCGCUUCUUUCCUUCCCGUGUACAAUUCGUCGGCUCCUGUGACCACCGCUGCCACCUCCCACGGUGGCCUUGCCUUUUACGACAACGUUGAUGCUGUGGUAGCGGCGUCGAGGAAGCGGUCACGCCCGGUGUCGUUUCUUGGCGACGACAUAUCCUCCCACCUGCAGCUGCAGCAGAUGCUCGACGUCGAUCGCCUCAUCCUGCAACACGCGGAGAGGGUGCAAGUGGAGCUUACGGAGAGGCGGAAGCGGUUCGCGCGGCAGAUCCUGGCGACGGUGGAGGAAGGCGUCGCGAAGAGUCUCAAGGCUAGGGAAGAAGAGAUCGCCAGGAUCGGGAAGCUCAAUUCUGCGCUGGAAGAGCGCAUCAAGAGCCUCCUCGAGGAGAACCAUAUGUGGCAAGGGCUGGCGCGGAGCAGCGAGGCCACGGCCAUGGUGCUGCGGGCCAACCUCGAGCAGAUCGUCGCGGCGCAGGUAAGGGUGGCGGAGAAGGAGGCGGAGGCGGAGGCGGAGGCUUCCACCACUCCCGACGACGCCGAGUCCUGCUGCUGCGCAGGCAACGGGGAGGAGGAGGAGAAGACGAGCGCGAGGGCAGAGUGGAGGAGAGUUUGUCGGAGCUGCCGGGAGCGCGAGCCGUCGGUUCUGCUGCUGCCGUGCCGGCACUUGUGCCUCUGCGCGUCGUGCGGCCCGGCCGUCGACGCAUGCCCCGUCUGCAAUUACAGAAAGAAGGGAAGUGUCAGCAUCAACAUGUGUUGAAUUCAAUUAAAGAUCUCUUUUUCUUGCUUCCUUUGAAGUCAUUAUUGUAGAUAUUCUUACUGAAACAAAUGCAAACUAGUUCUUGUGAUG